This is a messenger RNA of Brassica napus (rape), 1684 nucleotides long. RefSeq lists its product as uncharacterized. Lineage: Eukaryota; Viridiplantae; Streptophyta; Magnoliopsida; Brassicales; Brassicaceae. Bases 198 to 1427 code for a protein of 409 amino acids. The transcript is spliced from 5 exons. The record is from RefSeq and is a predicted model, not a curated record.
CAUUUAAUUUCUUAAAAAAAAAAAAAGAAAGCACUAGGAAAUUUCCAAAGAUACAAAAUCAUUCCCUCUUGUAUCUCCCUCGCCAUUAGACGCACCGAAACAAAACGGUUACUUACUUCACAAAUCGUUGUACUCUCUGCAGAUUUUCUCCUCAGAGCCACCACGAUUUUUCCCUCAAUCUACUUCUAAUCCAAGCCAUGGAUUCAGCUACUCCAAAGAAGAGGAGGUGUUUGCUGUUUGAUCUAAUUCAGCCUGCAGAACCAUUAGCAGCUGCUGAAGCAAUACAAGAUCCACCACAAGCUGUGGAACCUCAACCACAAGAGACCAUCAACGGGCAAUACACAUGUCCUAGUAACUUCAGAGACAGGUGUGCCCUGUUUGGUUGUGAAGUAGCUCUUCAGUCUCCUCAAGAAGAGGUCUAUUACUGCUGUAGCAAGCAUCUCCAGUUCUCUGAACUAUGGUCCUCCUCUGAAACAAAGGCAUACCAAGUUUACGAUGGCUUGGAAAAGGACAGAACAGAACCCUUGUCGUUUGCUUGCCUCCUUCUCAAACUUGAUGGAGUUGAUUCUGGGAUUCCAACCCUGGAUACAGACCUUGUUUUCUCCAAGGUUCCUUGGGAGACGGGAGAUGUCUUCCGGCAAAGCUACGUACCAACUUACACAAGCCGGGAUUGGUUCUUCUUUGCUAAACCUCCUCCAACUCACAAGAGAUUGACCUCUGAGUCUGGUAUGGACUGCCAGUGGCAUGCACAGCAUCACAAACUGAUACCCUUUGACCAGCAGUAUAUUAGAUCCACUACUCAUAACCUCCGUACGAAUCAGAAAUCGGAGAAAGAAAGACAUGGUGAGUGGAGGUUAUAUCAGUUUCUGUACAAAGGCCUUUCCUUGUACUGCCUUUCACACAUAGUCACCCCCAAAGAACCAAAACCUGCUCGACCAUCUUCAAAAACGACAAAGACAAAGGCUCCCGACUCUAGUGAUGAUGCUCAAGGGGAAGGUGAAGGCAGUGGAGAAAGGGAUAAGAAUCAAGGCAAAGAGUCCACCACGUCUACAACUACCACAUCAAAUGUUACAAACCACAAUCUCGGUUCUCAAUUCUUGUCAAACGUCAAAACUUUCACACCAGAUGGUGCAGUAAUGAUUCUUACCAAGAACAUCUUUGUGGUAGACCCCGUUUUGGAAGACAAGGCUUUCUCUGUGAGUGACAUUAAUAGCGGAUGGUGUAAGCUCGCUCAGUUGAGAAAGGCUUCUACGAUAUCUGGAUAUGCAAACCCAAUUCAAGAUUUUGAAGGCAUGAUAUCCCGUAGAGUUGGCAAUGCUUGGAAAGAUAGAGCAUUCAGUGACAUGGAGAUAGUACUUAAAGGCUUGGUCUUGGAACAGGUUGAAAAAGAUGAUGCAUUCGGCCACGCGGGUCAAAGGAAGAAGUGAGAAAAUGCUGACAUGUAAAGUUGAAUCAGAAGGUUUGCUGUUAGAGGAAGCGGAAGUUUAAAAUAGAUUGUUUCUUCUCUCUUGUCAUCUUAUGCAUUUAGAACUGAGAAAUUAGUGUGCAACCUAUGGAAGAUUUGUAUUAGACAGUUGAUCGUAUAUGUCAUUGUGGUGACUGAUUUCAAUAGCUCUUGAGACUAGUUUCCUGGUUGUGAUUGCUUGGUUAAUCAAUAAUACAAGAGUUGGAUUCAUUGGAAGAA